GCAUGCGCUCAAAGUCAGCAACUUCCGUUUCCUAGUUUUUCAAACUACAAAAACAUUUGAUUCGAUUUUUCUAAUCAUCGACUACUCAUCACCUCAAAUCAUGAAACAUGUUUUGUAUAAUAUUCCACCUCGAAGCCGCCCUAUCUCUGCACACGCGUGUCGUGAACUUUGAAGAAGCGGGAAAGAUGACGUUUCCUGCGACUUCAAAGGUCAAAGGACAGCAACAACUAAGUGCGGGUGAAAGUGAAAGUAAAAGGAGGAAGAAGACGUCUGGCUGUGAGUGGCUCGAGUUCGACGUGGAAUAGUUGAUUGACUGAAACGCGUAUUAGUAGAUUGCACAGUACAGUACAUAUUCUGUACAAUUGACCACUAAAUGGUAACACCCCAAUAAGUUUUUCAACUUGUUGAAGUCGGGGUCCACCUUCAUCAAUUCAUGGUGACGUCAUCCAUGAUGACGUCACUGUACGGCGUCCUGCUCCUGCUGCUGGACUCACUGCUCACCGCCACCUUCUGGACUGUGCUGCUUGUGCUGGGGGCGCCCGGCUGCGGCGCGGUGGGUCAGUGGAGCCUGGCGGGGCUGAAGGCUGUGACCUUGGUCUGGCUCGCCUGCGCACUGGCUGAUGGGAGACGGCGGGCGACGCUAUGCCGGCUGGCGGCGCACCUCUGCCUGCUGACCCCCCUGCUGGACUCCCUGAGUCCUGACCUGACCCCUGACCCGGGCACCUGGCUGCUGGGGGCGGCGUGCUCGGCGCUGAGCUGCGUGGUUUGGGAGGCGGGGCUGAGUGGUGGGCGGAGCGGACAGAAAAAGGAAGACCAGGAUGCUGGUCGCCUGCUGGCCAGGGUCUUGCAGCACGUCAAAGCGGACUUCCUCUUCCUGUCCUCAGCCUUCGUCUUCCUCAUCCUGGCUGUGGGCUGUGACACUGCCAUCCCGUUGUACCAGGGCAAGGUGAUGGACAUCCUGACAGCUCCACAGCUGGACUCCCACUUCUUGUCCGCCGUGGCACUGCUGGUCUUCUUCUCUCUCGGAAGCUGCGUGCUGACGGGCCUGCGAGCGGGCGUCUUCAUGUGCUCGCACGCACGCCUCAACAAGAGACUCAAGCUGCUGCUCUUCGGGACGCUGCUGAGGCAGGAAGUGCACUUCUUCCAGGACAACAACGCAGGUGACCUCUCCUCCCGCCUGCACUCGGACGUCAACAAGAUGGGCCUGACGGUGGCGCUCAACACCAACGCCGUGCUGCGCAGCACGGCGAAGACGGCGCUGAUGUUGGCGCUGAUGUGGCGUCUGUCAUGGCGGCUCACGGCGCUGGCGUGCAUCGAGAUCCCCCUGAUGGCGGCGCUGCAGAAACGCCAGAUUGCCUGCGCCAAGGAGCUGACGGAGCGGAAGCAGGACUGCUUGGCCGCGGUGGAGGCGCUGGCCAGUCAGUCGCUGGGCAGGAUUAGAACGGUGCGCAGCUUCAACGGCGAGCGUGACGAAACGAGGCGGCACCGGGAGGCGCUGCACGAGCUGCAUGGCGUCCGGAGACAGGCCGCGGUCUACAACGCCGUCUUCGUCCUCGUAAGGCGGCUGGGGAGUCUGGCCAUCAAGACGGCGAUGCUCGUGCACGCUCGCACGCUGAUCGCCGGCGGCCACCUGAGCAUCGGGAGUCUGCUCUCCUUCCUCCUCUUCCGGAAGCCCAUGUCCCACAACCUCAAGGAGAUCUUGUUCUGCUGCGGGGACACGCUGUCCACGGUGGGCGUCAUCGCCAAAGUCUUCAGCUACCUGGACAGGACGCCGCCAGGCCGGGAGGAGGGCCCCCUGGCCCCCGAGCGUCUGCGGGGGAGCCUGCUCUUCCAGGACGUCACCUUCAGGUACCCGUCCAGGGCUCAGGACCAACCGGCGCUGAAGGCGCUGUCCAUGGAGCUGCAGGCGGGGCAGGUGACGGCGCUCGUGGGUCCGUCCGGCAGCGGCAAGACCACCUGCCUCAGCCUCUUGAAGAGGUUCUACGAGCCCCAGUGCGGUCGCAUCCUGCUGGACGGACAGCCGCUGCAGCGCUACCGCCGCCGCUACCUCCAUCAAAAGGUGGUUCUGGUGGAGCAGAGUCCAGUUCUGCUGUGCGGCUCAGUCAGGUCCAACGUGGAGUACGGCACGACCUGCGACCCCCGACAGGUGCGAGAGGUGGCCAUCAAGGUGGGAGCGUGUGACCUCCUGGACAGCGAGGCAGAUGUGGGCGAAGGAGGCCGGCGUCUGUCCGAGAGCGAGAAGCAGCGCGUGGUCGUGAUGCGGGCGCUGGUCCGAGACCCGCCGGUCAUCCUCCUGGACGAGGCCACCAGCCAGCUGGACGGCCAGGCGCAGGAGGCGGUCUUGCGGGAGGUUCUGCGCGGCGGGCGCACGGUCCUGAUGGUGGCGCACCGGCUGAGCAGCGCCGAGAGGGCGGACCGCAUCGUCUUCAUGGAGGACGGCGCCGUGGUGGAGGAGGGCACGCACCUGCAGCUCAUGGCCAGGAGGGGGCGCUACCAUCGCCUGAGGGAGGAGCUCUUCUCUGACCUACUUCCUGUCCAGGACUCCUGACCACUGGGACUUCCUGUCUGCCAAUAAAGCUCCAAAGUAU
Molecule: messenger RNA, 2588 nt
Organism: Nerophis ophidion (straightnose pipefish)
Lineage: Eukaryota; Metazoa; Chordata; Actinopteri; Syngnathiformes; Syngnathidae
Product: antigen peptide transporter 2-like
Exons: 11
Coding region: 434-2548 (704 amino acids)
Biological process (GO): transmembrane transport
Cellular component (GO): membrane
Molecular function (GO): ATP binding; ABC-type oligopeptide transporter activity; ATP hydrolysis activity
Source: RefSeq, a predicted model, not a curated record